UGCCAGCCACCAGUAAACCCAAACAGGAAGACGAAGGGCGACAGGACGCAGAGCUGCACUUUGAUACUGUUUCAGAUGCGAACUCAAAAGUUAAUUUAUGUAAGCAGAAAAACAACAAGAAUGCUCCUUUUUGCGUGUGUUGUGAUAAGAUGCUAAUAACUUUGUGCUACGUGUACUUGUGGGUGCGCUUUCACAAGUGCUACUCGGUGCUCAUCCGCAGCGGUCUGUCCAGGCUGAACAGCCGCAGCUUCAGCUUCAGCGUCUGCUCCUGCUCGGCCUCAGAACCGGCACCGCCGGCCGGACACCACUCAGCUGGACGUCGGCAGCAUAGCUUACUUCCACUCGAGGACAACGUCUUUCUCCAGCUGGGAAACAAGGCAGUCUACGUCACAGAGCCGAAGGCAUGUGAUGACCUUAGCAAAUGGACUGCUCUUUUGGGGUCCUCUCUGGCUUGUGGUCCACAAAUAGAAAAUAUUUCAUUCAUCAUAGAAGCUACAGGAAACAGAGUGGGCUACCCUUCUCCUCACACAUCGAAUGAGAAAGUCCUGAAGUGGUCUGACUACUGCCUACCUCUGGCCAGUUGCCCUGGCCAGCCAUUCAGGGCAGUGGCUCAGGCCAGUGUAGAUAACUUUAGUCGGCUUGGUGUAGCUUUUAUUGAAGAUCGCCUCCAGUUGGACAAUGGACUCAUCCCUUCAAAGAUAGUCCCUGUCCUACUUCAUGAUUCCACUCUCAGUGAGCUGCUGGAGAAGCAGCGUCCACAGAGCCCAAAGACUGUGACGUCACUAUUUCUGGCCAGCGCCCAGAAUGAAAAGGUUGUUCCUGAGCCAUUCCUGCAUCAUCUGCCAGCUGACUACCAGCACAUGCAGUGCCGUAAAGGCAGCCUUCUCCUCAUCCCAGAAGUAAAGAAGAGUUUAGAGGAGCGACGAGGAUCAGAGCCGCUUCUUUGCACCAAGGAUCAAGGACUGAUUGGUGACUUGGAGAAUCAUCACCACAUGGAGGGCCAUGGACACCAUCUUCAUCUGUCCAGCUGCCAUGAAUGUUUGGAACUGGAGAACAGUACCAUUCUCUCUGUCAAAUAUGCCUCAGCUGACAACAUUCCAGACCUUCCUGAUGAUAAAUCAGUAGGGCUGGAUAGUGAGGAUGAGUGUCUGGAUGAACUUGAGCAAGAUGCUAAAGUGUCUUUUGGUCAGAGUGGACUUGACUGCAACAGCAAACCACCAAAUGUUCUAGUGUACACAGGUGGUUGUCAGGAGCGUUUUCAGGUAGUUCACCAGCUUUUAUCAGAGUGUAUAAACAUGGAAAACAACAUAAUAUAUCCCCUCCAGCCUCAACAGGCAUUGAGUGAUCCUUGGCUGGAAAACACUCGGCUGCUGGUACUGGCAGAAGAGGAAAACCUAAGCCCCCAGCUUCAGACUCGCUUUCUCACCUACCUGAGCCAGGGUGGCAAGGUCCUGGGACUAGCUUCCACCCUGUGCCCUGCAGGCCUCUGUCUGGAAGUUAGGGAGGAGCAACACAUGCAGAUCAGCAGAAUGAGCUUCACCAGAGAAGACAGCACAGAGCUGGAACUGAGCAUGUUGGCAAGUGGAAAGGUCUACAUCAGGGAUUCUCAGGGAGGUGGCGAAGUGGAGCUCUGGGGGGAGCUGAAAGGAGACAUCUCUCAUCAACGGGAUAUGGUUAUUGUCAGGGUAACCCACAGUGGGGAUGACGGGGAAGCUGUCCUUUGUCAGGUCCACUUUGAAAUUGCAGCUGACUGUCAGAAUUUGACGCCAGAAGAUUUUGAUACACAAAAGCUCAGCAACGCACUGCGUUGUGAAGUGUUGACAGAGAUUCUCACUUCUCUGGGCCUCGACUGUGAACUAAACCAGACUCUAGCACCAAGCCCAGUACACCUGCUGGCCACCUCUCAGGAGGCUAAGACCACCUUCCUGAAGUGGCUGCACACACACGCAGAUGGAGAUGGCAUCCUUACUAUUUCCAAGGCUUCUCUCAGGCUAGCAUCCAAUUUGGAGUUCCAGGAUGGUCCUUUGCUUCCUGAGGGCUCCCUGGCCCUCCUUACUGACUCGUCAGACUCCCAGAGCUGGCCACAGUUCAGUAUGGAGAUCUACAGCAAGAACCUAAAGACCAACCUUCUAGGACACACCCUGCUGUUUGCUGAGGUCGCCACUUCAACCAUGGACCUGCUUGAAGGGCUGAUUCUGCACAUACCAAAGGAUGUGGGUUUAAUAGCAGUAGCAGCUCAGCAAAGCCAAGGAAGAGGUCGUGGCAAGAAUGCCUGGCUUAGCCCUCUGGGUUGUGCCAUGUUCACUCUGAGGGUCCAGAUUGAGUUGAGCUCCAGGCUUGGACAGAAGAUUCCCUUCCUGCAGCAUCUGGCUGCUCUAGCCAUUGUGGAGGCAGUUCGCACACUUCCCGGAUACCAGGACAUCAACCUGCGGGUGAAGUGGCCCAAUGACAUCUACCACGGUAACUUGAUGAAGCUUGGGGGAGUACUGGUGACUUCCACUGUCAUGGGAUCAACUUUUCAUCUGCUCAUAGGCUGUGGAUUCAAUGUGACAAACAGCAGCCCAACAGUGUGCAUCAAUGACCUGAUCAAGCAGUACAACAUACAGCAUAACUGCAGCCUGCAGCCGCUUCGCUGUGACCAGCUCAUUGCUCGGACCGUGAAUUGCCUGGAGUCCCUAAUCAACAGUUUCCAACGAGGUGGCCCAGAUGCUGUCCUCCCCACCUACUAUAAGAGAUGGCUUCACAGUGGAACUACAGUGCGGCUGUGGACUGAGGAAGGCCUGGAGGCUCAAGUGGUGGGUCUGGACCAAAAUGGCUUCCUUCAAGUCCACAGCAAGGACCAGGGAGUGGUCUCAGUAGAGCCUGAUGGAAACUCAUUUGACAUGAUGAAGAACCUACUCGUCAUCAAGCAGCGUUAGGAAGAAACUCAACCAAGUAUGGAAUCACCAUCUAUUACAACACACUGAAUCAACAACCAAAUAAUUUAGUCUGACAGAAAAGUGUAUGUCCAGGUUUUCUUUCUCACUGAUAAUCACUAAAUAUUUUUCAUGUAUAAAGUCAGAUUCUUGUUCAGCUUCUCUUCAUGUUCACCUGACCUACAUUUGAAGUGACUGGUUGAAUGAAAUGAAAAGCAGGUACAUAUGGUGACAUCUGCAACAGAAAUGGGUCGAUACUACCAGUUUAUUUAUGACCUGCUGGUUUUGAACCACCAAAUAAUAUCCAUUUCUUACAGCUUGUACUAAUUUCUGGGAAGACUAUAUCUUGUACCCUUAUCUUAUUUCGGAGAUACACAAGAUAUGUGCUUAAUUGCAGCUUGCGCUGUUGUUUCUGUAAACAAAAUAAAGACUUGUGCAAAAACA
Messenger RNA from Acanthochromis polyacanthus (spiny chromis), 3359 nucleotides. RefSeq names its product holocarboxylase synthetase (biotin-(proprionyl-CoA-carboxylase (ATP-hydrolysing)) ligase) (gene hlcs). Bases 150 to 2918 code for a protein of 922 amino acids. The transcript has 11 exons. Gene Ontology annotation, cellular component: cytoplasm. Gene Ontology annotation, molecular function: biotin--[biotin carboxyl-carrier protein] ligase activity. The record is from RefSeq and is a predicted model, not a curated record. Gene Ontology annotation, biological process: protein modification process. NCBI's taxonomy places the organism in Eukaryota, Metazoa, Chordata, Actinopteri, Pomacentridae.